Molecule: messenger RNA, 2572 nt
Organism: Cynara cardunculus var. scolymus (artichoke)
Lineage: Eukaryota; Viridiplantae; Streptophyta; Magnoliopsida; Asterales; Asteraceae
Product: auxin efflux carrier component 7-like
Exons: 6
Coding region: 201-2129 (642 amino acids)
Biological process (GO): auxin polar transport; auxin export across the plasma membrane
Cellular component (GO): plasma membrane; endoplasmic reticulum
Molecular function (GO): auxin efflux transmembrane transporter activity
Source: RefSeq, a predicted model, not a curated record
UCAUCCAUAUACACCGUCUUUCAAUCACACCAUUCACUCGAUCUCCUCUCUCUAAAUCCAUGGCCAUAUCCUUUGAGUUUCUCUCUCUACCCACCGCUUCUUUCUGUUGAUAAGUUCAAUCAGUCGUUAAAAUUACAGACAUUGGCCGGCAAACUGAAUAAUUCCACCACUAAUCGCCGCAUCUAGAUCUGUAAGCAAAAAUGAUUAGUGGGCAUGAUUUCUACACCGUGAUGGCGGCGAUGGUACCGUUAUACGUGGCUAUGAUACUGGCCUACGGCAGCGUACGGUGGUGGAAGAUCUUUUCUCCUGACCAGUGCUCUGGCAUCAAUCGGUUUGUGGCUAUUUUCGCCGUUCCUCUUCUGUCGUUUCACUUCAUUUCUUUGAAUAAUCCUUACGAGAUGAACUUCCGGUUCAUCGCUGCCGAUACCCUCCAGAAAAUCAUUAUGCUGGUCGUGCUCGGACUCUGGGCUCAUUUCUCGAAGAACGGGAGUCUGGAAUGGAUGAUUACGAUCUUUUCCCUUUCGACGCUACCCAAUACCUUGGUGAUGGGGAUUCCGUUGCUCAUCGCUAUGUAUGGUGAUUAUUCGGGAUCGUUGAUGGUUCAGGUGGUCGUCCUGCAGUGCAUCAUAUGGUACACUCUGCUGCUAUUCUUGUUCGAGUACCGUGGAGCCAAGAUUCUGAUUAUGGAACAGUUCCCGGAAACCGCCGCGUCGAUUGUGUCGUUUAAGGUGGAAUCAGAUGUUGUUUCUCUCGAUGGGCAUGAUUUUCUGGAAACAGAUGCUGAGAUUGGAGAUGACGGAAAGCUUCAUGUGACGGUGAGGAAAUCGAAUGUUUCGAGAAGGUCGCUCGGACUCGGUUCCCUCGCCGGAAUGACUCCACGGCCAUCGAAUUUAACGGGGGCGGAAAUCUACAGUUUGAGCUCGUCGAGAAAUCAGACUCCAAGAGGGUCGAAUUUUAACCACUCUGAUUUUUACUCUAUGAUGGGAUUUCCCGGUGGCCGGUUAUCGAAUUUUGGGCCGGCGGAUAUGUAUUCCGUUCAGUCAUCAAGAGGUCCGACGCCCAGACCGUCGAAUUUUGAGGAGAGUACAGCUCCUGGACCUUUAAAUUCUCCGAGGUUUGGAUCUUACCCAGCGGCGGCUCAGCCCUCAUCUUACCCGGCGCCGAACCCGGAAAUUACAUCCACCGUAACGAAAACUGCAAAAGCCCUACAACCACCACAUACGCCGCCACAACCAAAUGGUUCACAAAACAAGGGUAAGAAUGACGACAAAGAGCUUCACAUGUUCAUCUGGAGUUCCAGUGCGUCGCCGGUUUCCGAAGGCGGUGGGCUCCACGUGUUCGGCGGUAAUGAUUUCGGAGCUACAACGGAACAGUCAGGUCGACUGGAUCACGACGACGCCAAGGAAAUCCGGAUGGUAGUCUCCUCCGAUCACCACCAAUACGCCGAAACGAAGGGGGCGGGAGAAUUCCGGCGGGAUGACUUCAGUUUCGGUGGUGGCAGAGAUGGAGAUGAUGAAAGAGAUAAAGAGGGUUCUGCUGGUCUAAACAAACUGGGAUCGAGCUCCACGGCGGAGGUCGGUCCUAAGGAGAUGCCGGUUCUUGACGGAAAUACCGGAAAACAGAUGCCGCCGGCGAGUGUGAUGACUCGAUUGAUACUGAUUAUGGUUUGGAGGAAACUUAUCCGGAACCCGAACACGUACUCCAGCCUCAUUGGUUUAAUCUGGUCUCUUGUUUCAUUCAGGUGGCAUGUGGCAAUGCCAAAAAUAAUAGAGAAAUCAAUCUCCAUACUCUCGGAUGCUGGUCUUGGAAUGGCCAUGUUUAGCUUAGGUUUGUUUAUGGCACUUCAACCAAAGAUUAUAGCGUGCGGAAAUUCAGUGGCUACGUUUUCGAUGGCUGUGAGGUUUUUGACGGGACCAGCGGUGAUGGCAGCUGCUUCGAUUAUAGUUGGUCUCCGUGGUACCCUCCUACAUGUCGCCAUCGUGCAGGCUGCGCUUCCACAAGGAAUCGUUCCGUUCGUUUUUGCCAAAGAAUAUAAUGUUCAUCCAGCAAUACUCAGUACUGCGGUGAUUUUCGGAAUGUUGAUUGCACUACCUAUAACUCUGGUCUACUACAUUCUUCUUGGGUUGUGAGACAUAAGUAAGGAACAUAACAUGGGGAAGAUGAGCAAAUCUUUAAGGUGGAAUGUCGGAUUUGUGAAAGACAAAAAUUUAGUCAACCCAACAAGUUCGUUUUUCGAGGAUUUUAUAAGAGCAGAUGCAUUUAAUGAGCGGGAAAUCCUGUAGACUCCGAAACAAUUGGAAGAUGGAAAGUUUGACGUGUUUUGAAGCACCUCCCCUUGAUAUUAGGAUCUUGCUCCCUAAAUCAGAUACUAAGUUUCCAAGAAAGCAAUCGAAGAGAUAGCUUUUGAAGAGUAAAACAAGGAAAUAUGACAAAAUUUGGAGUAAAAAAAGGAAUAUUUGUAGUUGUAUAUUGGCAUAUUAGUGUAAUAUAGACAAAAAUUGUUUGUUGUAUGUGUAUUUUUUAAUGUAAGUAAUUUAGAAUCAAUAUGAUUGUUUCCUUGUUUAUAUGUUCA